Messenger RNA from Kwoniella botswanensis, 948 nucleotides. RefSeq lists its product as uncharacterized. The coding region runs from base 1 to 948 and encodes 315 amino acids. The transcript is spliced from 2 exons. NCBI's taxonomy places the organism in Eukaryota, Fungi, Basidiomycota, Tremellomycetes, Tremellales, Cryptococcaceae. The record is from RefSeq and is a predicted model, not a curated record.
AUGGAAGCUGUAACACAACAAACUUACUUGCAGCCAUCAACGGAUGUGAGAUUCGCCGGCCAUAAUUACGACUCACCUGCGUGGGAACAACCACAAUAUCCUGCGUAUCAUCAAACCUGGCCUAGCAUGUAUCCAUCUCAAGGCAGGCCCAAUGUCUUGAUCGGUGGACCUGGCUCCGAAGCUGGAUACCCCAGCUCGUAUGGAGAUCAGGGGGAUUUUGCUUCCUCACAAGGUGAAGCUGGCUCCGCUAACUCCAUGAUGGGAUGGUCUUAUCCACAAAUUUCAAAUGAGCAAGACAUAUUGGCUCACCCAAGUCCAAGUACCGGUGACCAAUCCAACCACCAUGAGCAGUUUCGCGAUCGGUAUCACCCCUACUUGCAGAGAUCAGGUAAUACCUCCGCGUCGUCAAGUCAGACACCCCCUUCUGAAAGAAGAAGACUUGGCAGACCAUCUGGAUCUACGUCCACUUCCGACCAACCUAGAAAGACAAGGAAGAAGGCGUUUCUCUCCCCGAAAAUGGAGAACAUCAUCAAAACCGGCCGCAAAGUUAUGGGGGCAACGCUUGAAGCUUUUAGGGCUUCCAAUGCAGCUAGUUUCUGCGCCGAUGGGCCAUCGUCGUCUCACUGGGCUACGUUAACCCCGAAAACAGCGCCCAAUGUGUGGUCAACCCCUACGAGGCGGGGUAAGACUUUCAAGGAGAUCCGAGGAGAUAAAGGACUCCCUGGAACGACUGCUAAAGAGCUGUAUAUGGGUCAAUGGAGUUGUCGAUUAACCUUGACAUUCGCUUCCACAGGACAGUCGAUACGCGUACGGGUACAGGCCCAAAGGCCGAUGAAACUGUGGAGUUUCGUCAAGUUCAGUAACAAUAAUCGAUCACACUUCCUCAGACCAGAGUCAACCAUCUACAAGGAUAACAAAGCGCAAGGACGAUCUUAUGAUGAGCCUUAG